Impatiens glandulifera is the source of this 744-nucleotide messenger RNA. Its product is annotated as protein NONRESPONDING TO OXYLIPINS 2, mitochondrial. Bases 126 to 422 code for a protein of 98 amino acids. Lineage: Eukaryota; Viridiplantae; Streptophyta; Magnoliopsida; Ericales; Balsaminaceae. The record is from RefSeq and is a predicted model, not a curated record. The transcript is spliced from 3 exons.
AUGCUUGCGAUGGUUUAGGGUUUAAGCCGCGCUCAUGUAAAAAUUACACCAAUUUCACCAUCUAUUCAAUUUGAACUCCAUGAUCCCGAGCCCCAUUCAAGAGAUUUAGAAAGAGAGAUUGCAAGAUGUCUUCCUCUGCCUGCAGAUCUGCUUUAAUGGCCGCCUCAAGGUCUCUGGCGCCGCGAUUGAGGCCUUUACUAUCCAAAACACAGUCUCCAAAAUCCGCAACUUCCGCUCUACCUUCUUCCUCCAAUAAUAAAUCAUUCGCCUUUUCUGCUUCAAGGAUUGUUUCCGCGCUGGGGAUCGCUGAAUCUAUGAUGCCACUUCAUAGUGCUGUUGCAUCCGCUAGGUUGAGAUCCAAUAUUGGCGCUGACUCCUCCUGCUGGAGCUUGCUAUCACAAGAUUUUGCUGUUCCUCGGUGACAGGAGCCGAAGUUGGUGAUGUUACAUGAACCUAAAUUGGUUGUAUGUGAGUUGUCUCUUCUAUUUUAUUGACUAUUUGCUUGUUCCAUUGAUAGCUAGCCUCCAUCUUCCAAUUUGAACCAAAUUCUUUGUAACUUCAUUCAAAUGCCAGUUUUGUUCUUUUGCUACCUGGUUGAAAAUCUCUGCAUAAUUGACAAGGGAUAACACUUGCGUCACAAAGUGAGUGUCUUUCAGUGAACAGUAGUUACAACCUGUUUCUGUAUAACUUUUUCUUUAAGGGGAGAACCUAAUUGCAGUAUUCAGUGGUCAGUGUUGAUUUGAA